UUGUCCAGGUCAUUUUUUCAACCAUCAACUAGUGGUGAAAGCUCAGAAUUUGUGAUGCAUGACCUCAUCAAUGAUCUCGCUCAGUUUGUUGCAGGAACCGUUUGUUUUAGGCUGGAGGAUAAGUCGAAAGUUAACGAGCAGUACAAAAAUAUCAGUAAGGCUCGCCAUUCAUCUUACAAGCAGGAAAAAUAUGACGGCAUCAAAAAGUUUGAGGCCUUUUAUGAUGCCAAGCAUUUACGUACCCUUGUACAAUUUGGAGCAUAUUAUGGAGAAGCUUAUUUGACCAGCAAUGUUCCCCAUGAUUUGUUGCCAAAGCUUAGACGUUUACGCGUGCUUAGUUUUGGUGGAUGCAUAAUAGGUGAACUGCCAAGUUCGAUCGGACAUUUAAAGCAUUUGAGGUUUCUUGAUCUUUCUCAUGCCCUGCUUUGCUCAUUACCCGAAUCACUAUGUACUCUAUACAAUCUACAAACACUCAAAUUAAGAUAUUGUAUACACAUGAAGAAGUUGCCUACAGCCACAGGAAACCUAAUUAACUUGCGUCAUCUCGACAUUACUGGUGCAAAUUCCUUACAUGAAAUGCCACCAAAAAUAGGUCAGUUAACAAGUCUCCAAACAUUAUCAAACUUCAUUGUUAGUAAAGGAAAUGGGUUUAUGAUAAGAGAGUUGGGGAACUUAAUGCAUCUUAGAGGGGCACUUUGCAUAUCUGGGUUAGAUAAUGUGGUGGAUGUUGUGGAUGCAAAGACUGCCAAGUUAUAUGAGAAACAGGGCUUAGAUGAGCUAUUGAUGAAAUGGAGUGACAUCAAUUCAGAUGAUUCACGAAAUGAAAAGGUUGAAUUAGAAGUGCUUGACAUGCUACAACCGGACAAGAAGGUUAAAGUACUUUCCAUCAAUGGUUACUAUGGUCCAAUAUUCCCAACUUGGGUUGGAGAUCCUCGGUUUUCUAAUAUGGUGCACUUAGUGUUGCAAAAUUGUGAAAAAUGCACAUGCUUACCACCUCUGGGGCAAUUACCCUCACUUGCAAAACUUUACAUUCGAGGAAUGAAAAGAGUAGAGAAUGUUGGCCUUGAUUUCUUUGGGGGGGGUUGCUCGAACCCUUUUCCAGCUCUAGAGACUUUACACUUUUGGGAUAUGCCGGAUUGGGAGGAUUGGUCUCCUUUUGAAGUUGAUGAGGAAGUUCAAGCAUUUGCUCGCCUCUCAGAGCUCUCCAUUCAAAGAUGCCCCAAGCUUUUGGGUAAAUUGCCCAACAGUCUUCCUUGCUUAAGAAAGCUUGAGAUUCAGAAGUGCCCACAGUUGGUGGUUGAAUGGCUUCCGAGCCCUACAAUGAUCCACCAAAAGAGGAAUACCCUUCACUUCAGUUCAGUCACCUCCUUAUCUCUUAGUGAUGUUUCAAUUUUGGACUCUAUUCCUAAUCAAGAGGUAGGCGAUGAAGUAUUAGCAACUGCAGCGUGUAAACAUUUGAGCUCAGUGACUGAUAUGAGAAUAGAAAAUAUUCAGAAACUCACAUGCCUGCCUAAAUGGUUCUUUCAUGGGUUUACGGGACUCAAAAAAUUGAGGAUUCGUAAUUGCAAAGAACUCAAAACAUUGUGGCAGAAUGAGGUCAGACUACAGCACAAACUCCCUGCCCCUGCCUUGCGACAUUUGGAGAUUGAAAACUGCCCCCAACUUAUUUCCUUGUUCGAAGUAGAAGAAGAAGAAAAAGAUAGUCCACAGUUGCAGCGACAGCAGCAGGAGCAAGAGGGGUCGCCUUGCUUAAUGGGGCUUAUGUAUCUGGGAAUUGAUAAUUGUGAAAAGCUGGAGAAGCUGCCAGGGGGACUGCAUGCCCUGAAAUGUCUUCAGAAAAUGAAGGUUCAAAAUUGUCCAUCGCUCACCUACUUAUCGUCCAGAGGUGGGCUACCGGCCGCACUUGAAGAACUUGAUAUUGCUCAUCUAUCGCAGCUGGAGUCACUACUAGCAGAGGAGGGUAUGAAAAUUAGUUGUCCAUCUCUUCAAUCGAUUCGAAUUAAUGCUUGUAAGAAGCUCAAAUCCUUGCCCGAUGCCAUGCAUAGCAGCAACAAUAAUGAAUUCAAAAAUCUCAACCUAGUGGACAUAAGAGGUUGUGAAAACAUGGAGUCCCUUCCGGAAGGUUGGUUCCGGUUGGCUACAUCGAAUCUGAGAGACUUGCUUAUCUACGACUGCAAAAAGCUCGAGGCCCUACUGUACAACCUCAGUUCUCUUCAAGAGCUGAAAGUAUGGAAAUGCCCUGAAGGAAUUGUCUCCAACUGGAGUUCUCUGACGAACCUCAGUUCACUUACCAUCGACACGAUCAUGAUCGGUAAGCCCCCAUCAGAGUGGGGUUUGCACAGAUUGCCCUCUCUUAGAAAACUCCUCCUUAAUGGUUUUGAAGAUUACCGUUGGGAGUCCAUUUCAGAAGAUGGAAUGUUAUUGCCCACCUCUCUGACCAACCUGUCCUUCCAGUAUUUUCCAAACCUAGAGAAGCUAUCUUUCAAGGACUUUCAAGACCUCACCUCUCUUGAAACACUUUACAUCUAUGAUUGCUGUAAGCUCACUUCUUUGCCAAAGGAAGGACUGCCUCCCUCGCUUUUGAAUCUCUAUAUUUGUAGUUGCCCCAAAUUUGCAUCGUUUCCGCAGCAAGGGCUGCCUCCCUCGCUUUUGUGGUUGGAGAUCAAAGGAUGUCCGAUACUAAAACAACGGUGUCAAAAUGGGAAAGGCCGAUAUUGGCGCUUCAUUUCUCACAUUCCUCGUGUCGACAUAGAUGAUAAAUUCAUCUUUGACCCAAGCUGCUACAAAACAAGCCAGAUUUGAGGCACAUAUAUAGAGAGAUUGUGAGAGUGGAGAGUGGAGGUGAAUGGCAUCGGUUUCUCCCUCAUUUUUGGAGAUUGCCACCAAUGGUGUAGGGGAGAUCUAGAGAUGUAGUGGAGAUCCAGACAGAUAGAAGUCGAGAUUGAGAGGGAACACAGUUGAUCAAACAUACUCAUUGUCGACUAUGGUGAAGAAGAUCACAAGACAAAGGGUUUCAUAAACUAGAUAUGUGAUUUUAGACUUCGAAUUUACAUCAAUGCAAAAUUGCAUGUUAAACAUGCGACUUUAUUAUCAAUGUUGUCAUUGUAAUUGUAAUGGUUGAACCAUAUUGACUGAUACAUUCAUCAUACAUCCAUCCAUCCAUCUUUGCUA
This is a messenger RNA of Camellia sinensis, 3171 nucleotides long. Lineage: Eukaryota; Viridiplantae; Streptophyta; Magnoliopsida; Ericales; Theaceae. The record is from RefSeq and is a predicted model, not a curated record.